This is a messenger RNA of Psylliodes chrysocephalus, 1656 nucleotides long. The record is from the annotation of a GenBank genome assembly. NCBI's taxonomy places the organism in Eukaryota, Metazoa, Arthropoda, Insecta, Coleoptera, Chrysomelidae.
AUGCUUAUUUUUUCUUCUUUUGUUGCAGCUUCGGCAUUGCAGUGUUACAAAUGCGAAAACUGUCAAGGAGCCCCCAGUAGUUGGGAAAAAAGUGUAUGUGGAAGCAGUGGUACUUCAAUACCAGCAAACAAUGAAUGGGCUUGCUUGAAACUCUUCUACAAGGACAGAGUAAGUUACAAAGACGCAGAAUCAAGGAAGUGUGUUUUGGCAGAGAAAAAGAACGGAAAACUGACAUAUAACUGUCCAACCACUCAAGGCGAACCUUCAAGCUGUCCAGUAUGUCAAACAGAUCUGUGUAAUUCCGGUACAAGAAUCAACUUCAGUUUGGUAGCAGUUGCGACCGUCAUAUUAGCUAUUAUUGCACCAAAGAUUUUUGACAAGCCUGGAGACCUAUCUGAAUUUCCCACUUGUAAAGCAAAGAAAGUAUACCGAUGUAGAAAUGUAAAGAUACAAGAUAUUCAUUGGUUCCACAGACACUUAUAUUUCACCAGUGAUAAGAAUAGGACAGUUUUGGAAGGUGAUACUGAUAUAACUUUAUCAGAAUCAUCAACUGUAUCAGUAGGGUCAACGAGUACUACAAGUAUUAGUGUGUUUACUUCCUUGAGACAGCCCACAGUUACACAGUCAAUGAAGAAAAUCUCAUCUUAUUCAGAUGGUGGUCCCCAUAAUGUGAAACUGACUGAGGCUAUUGUCAAGUUUAUUGUAAAAGACAAUAUGCCCUUUAGUAUAGUUGAAGGAAAGGGUUUUGUUAGUUUAAUGAAACAAGCAGCUCCUUUGUACAAAGUACCCAGUAGAAAUACAAUAAAAAACCACGUUGAUGUAAAAUAUGAGUCAGCAUCUACUGCAUUAAAGCAAAUUUUAAACAAUGUGCAGUCAAUUACUAUAACAACUGACACAUGGACUGCUGAUAUGCAAACUAAAAGCUUCCUGGGUAUUACUAUACACUUCAUUUGUGACUUAAAAUUAAUUUCUUGUACUAUUGGGGUUACUGAACUAACCGAGUCUCAUACAGCAGCAUAUAUUGGAUCCCAAUUAAUUGAAAUUUUAAAUACUUGGGGAAUUAAUCUUGAAAUUGUAGUUGCUGUCGUAACAGAUAAUGCUGCAAAUAUUGUCAAAGCAGUUCAUGACAAAUUUGGAAAAGUAAAGCAUGUUCCAUGCUUUGCCCACACGCUCAAUCUUCUGUGUGAAAACAGUAUUAAAAAUACGCAAGGUCUAAAUGAUCUUAUUGAAAAAGUUCGAUUAAUUGUCGUUUAUUUUAAAAGAAGUGUAAAAGCAACGGAUCUACUUCGAAAAAUACAGAGGGAUGCAGGGACACCUGAAGGCAAAUUUAAAAAAAAAAUGAUUUUAGAUGUCAAAACUAGGUGGAAUUCCACAUAUUAUAUGUUAAACCGAUUUUUAGAACUUGCUCCACAAAUCAGCAGCAUUAUUCUUUUAAAUGCAGAGGCACCAGUUAUGUUAAGUGGAGGUGAAUUAGAACAGUUGAAAGAAAUUCGAAGAUUACUUUACCCUUUGGAGCAAAUGACCAUUGAAAUUAGUGGUCAAAAAUAUGUGACUGUGAGUAAAAUCAUUCCGAUGGCAGCAUGUCUUUUCGAAAGAUACGAAAACGAAACACAAAACCUAACCUAUGAAAUUGGAAAAAUCAUAAAACGGAACUAA